AUGACGCCUGUUGCCUGCACGUCUCUCUCUGAGUACUUGACCUCCACCUUCAACCCGUACGUCGCCAACGUGACGGCGGCGGCAAUGUUGUGCAGCGAGGUGUUGUGUCAGUGGAAAGGUCGCUGCGUCAGGAAGAACUACGAGUGCGGCCGCUACCUCCACCUGAACCCAGAGCGCUUCAGCAUCCUGCGAGCUGACAGGAAGUACGUCGCUGUCGGGAUUCCCUCCGAAGACGACCUGAAGAUGUGGGAGGAGCACUUCACCUGUCAGUGCUACGCUGGAGAGAGCUGCACCCCCAAACUGGUGAUUCCCACCAAAAUCAAGCAAAUCUGGGUUUAAUCGGUUAAAUGCUUACAGGAUAAGGCCUCCUGAUGAUCCACAGAUUUCAUUAUGUAGUCAUUUAAUCCUUAAUUUGAUAAAAGUAUGCCCUGUACAAACAACAAAGUAAUACAUGCUUUUCUGAAAACAACAUAUUUUCUUUCAUUUGCUUUAUAUUAUCAGAAUUUGGCCUCUUGCUUAUUUACAGAUUGUAUUAUGUAGUCAUUUAAACUUCCAUUUUGUCUUAAAUUUGAUGGAAUUGUUCCUUCAUCUACAUUAUACCAUGAGUAAUCUAUUUAAAACAAAUAUUUAUCUAAUGAAUACAAUGAAAAAUAUAAUAUGGAGAAUAUUAAAAUUUAGCAUUUUUUAUUUGUGACCUUUGUGGGCUUUCCCAUUUCAGACACAAUACUGAUUUAUUGGAAUUGAAAACUAAAAUGCAGCCAAAUAAAAGAUUUUCCAGAAUCUA
This is a messenger RNA of Notothenia coriiceps (black rockcod), 784 nucleotides long. Its product is annotated as hyaluronidase PH-20-like. Gene Ontology annotation, cellular component: acrosomal vesicle. Gene Ontology annotation, biological process: carbohydrate metabolic process; hyaluronan catabolic process. Gene Ontology annotation, molecular function: hyalurononglucosaminidase activity. The transcript has 2 exons. Lineage: Eukaryota; Metazoa; Chordata; Actinopteri; Perciformes; Nototheniidae. The record is from RefSeq and is a predicted model, not a curated record. The coding region runs from base 1 to 339 and encodes 112 amino acids.